Messenger RNA from Coprinopsis cinerea okayama7#130, 2058 nucleotides. RefSeq lists its product as hypothetical. Gene Ontology annotation, cellular component: endoplasmic reticulum. Lineage: Eukaryota; Fungi; Basidiomycota; Agaricomycetes; Agaricales; Psathyrellaceae. Gene Ontology annotation, biological process: protein O-linked glycosylation via mannose. The record is from RefSeq and is a predicted model, not a curated record. Bases 1 to 2058 code for a protein of 685 amino acids. Gene Ontology annotation, molecular function: protein O-acetylglucosaminyltransferase activity. The transcript has 3 exons.
AUGAACCAGCUUAACCAGGUCAACCUUCUAAACCAGGUGAACGAGGUCAAGGUUCACCAUACGACAUCUACUUCCACCGUCCUUACGACUGCUACCUCCACCAAGACCGUCACCACGACCUCCACCGAAGCCCUGACACCACAAUCGACACCCAUCCUCAACUUUGACGAGGAAUGGCACUACCACGACCUCGACAAGUUCCUCUCCUCUUCCUCCGACGGAACUGCACAUCCAUUCACGAUCCACGACGAAACCGACCCGAGCGACCCACUUCCACCAUCCCGACUCGUUGCGCAUGCGCCUGGCUGGACGCUCAUCCGUAACCUCUACAUGUCCAACGGUACCCUGUACAUCCUCCUUCCCGACGGCGUUAACCCAACUACACCCUCCCUCUCCCCUGACCACCCCGAAUACUAUGGCCACGGCGGUAAAGAUAUUUCCUACGGAUAUACGAGCGCCCCUGGGUGGCCGCAGAUCAGGCGAAUGACGAGCCCGGGCAAGACGGCGUAUGCGACCGCGGAGAGCGAGACUGAGCGCGAACCCUCGGUUUAUGAUAUGCAGUUUGUUGGCAUGAAGGAGGGGAGGACACGAUGGGGCGGGAGGGUGCUCAAGAAAUCGGCGAGUGGAAAGGAGGAAAAGGAAGAGAGGGUAUGGGUCGUCAAAGGAAACACACUCCUAUUCAACGACCCACCUCAAUUCCUUCGACACUACUACCACUUCGUCGCCGAGCUCUUCCUGGGUGUGCAAGCCUUCUGGAGCUCCGCCUUCUCCAAACCCGACAACACCAACCUCGCGAACCAUUUUAGCACAGUCUGGGAGUCGUCCCAGGCUGCGUUCCUGUCCUCCUCGCCGUCCACGCCCAAUUCACCGAUAUCCCCGACCUCGAAUGCAACCACUGUGCCGCCCAUCCACCGAGCGAUCUUCAUCCAUUCCAAUUGGGAUGGGUGGCGUGAUGACCCCGGUUUCAACGCGUAUUUCCUCCGUGGCGUCUUCGCCUCUCUGACAGUCGAGCACCAAGAGGACUGGCAGGACCGUGUACGCGCCAGCGCCCUCGGCGUGUCCGACGGAUCUACAGGCGAGCGCGUCUGGCGAUUCCCUCUCGUCCUAUUGACCGACCGCAGUGCUGCCCAUCGAGGCGUCGUAUGCGGCAGCCGAACCCAACGAACCGCUGCAGAGGCUUGGGACUACAUGCGUCGUAUGGGCCGGCUAAGGGGUCUCGCCGUAGGAGGUUGGUGGGCGCCUAUCCGCGAAGCCAUGUGGCGCUUCGCCGGUGUCGAUGGGUGGAAAGAAGACGGAGGCGUUAUCGACGGCGCACAGGUGAUCGAACGGAUGGACGAGAAGGCUAAAGAUGACAUGCGCGUGAUCGUCGAUCGCACAUUGGACGAGAUCGAGGAGUACGAGAAGAACUCUUCUCUUUUGGAGGGGGAGAGCGAGAGCUGGGAGGAGAGGAGCCGGCUGUUGGAUGUCCGAGACGAGUGGCAGAGCGUGCUGCCGAUGCCUGAGGAGGUGGUUAUCACCUAUAUCUCGAGGCAGAGUGCCAGGCAUAGGAAACUGUUGAAGGAGGACCAUGAAGGACUGGUGAAGGCACUCAAAGCACUCGUUAAGCGCAAGAACGAAGAACGCGGAAGCGACACUCGGUCCUCCAAGCUCCCACCGAAAUGGACACUCGACAUCCUCGAAGCCGAACAUCUCACGAAGGACGCACAGGUACACGCCGCGGCGCGCACGACGUUUAUGCUCGGCGUACACGGUAACGGCCUGACUCACCUCGUCUGGAUGAAGCCCACCGCCAUCUCAACCGUCAUUGAAUUGUUCUGCCCUGGCGGGUUCUCGCAUGAUUAUCAGUGGACGUCGAGAAGUUUGGGGAUCAACCAUUGGGCAGUGUGGCAUGACGAGAUUAAAGGUGGAAAGUUGAGUGGGGAGGGGAAGCCGGAUGUUAACUAUCCAGAGUGCUUCCAAGGAGAUGAGAUUCCGGUUGAUGGAGAGUUUGUGGCCAGGAUGAUUGAGGAGAGGGUGGAGGAAGGGGUGAGGCGGGAACGAGAGAGAGAAAGGAGGUAG